Messenger RNA from Harmonia axyridis, 3100 nucleotides. RefSeq names its product putative transcription factor SOX-15 (gene Sox15). Lineage: Eukaryota; Metazoa; Arthropoda; Insecta; Coleoptera; Coccinellidae. The record is from RefSeq and is a predicted model, not a curated record. The coding region runs from base 447 to 2360 and encodes 637 amino acids. The transcript is spliced from 3 exons. Gene Ontology annotation, biological process: cell differentiation; regulation of DNA-templated transcription; anatomical structure morphogenesis. Gene Ontology annotation, molecular function: DNA-binding transcription factor activity, RNA polymerase II-specific; RNA polymerase II cis-regulatory region sequence-specific DNA binding.
GAUAGCGUUUCAUUUCAGUACUCUCCGACCUGAGUUGGAGGGAACAUCGCGCAACCACGAUCUAGCAACCGUCGGAACCACACAGUCCAGACGUAGUACUGCCGGUAUUUGAUCGGCUAUCGAUAUAACCACGGUUCGCGAGGGAUCUUGUGACGGAACCCACAGUGAAUGCGGUGUUUUGACGUCGCCCGUGAUAACUUUUCGGAGAUUUAAACUCCAAGAGCCAACAAACCUAAGGUUAAGAGUGUUUGAUUUGGACUCGGCAAAUACCGAAGGUACUGUUUACUCGACAAAUAAGUGAACAAACAAUGAUUUCUUAAUCUGUCUACCUUUUUGUGGAAAUUUGAAUAUGUAACAAAACUCUGAAAUUCGUACCAAGUGAUGGUUGUUGUCGCUAUUUUGUUGAAAGUGUUUUUAUUUUGAUUUUUAUCUCCGACGAUUUGAAUAUGGCUUCUGACGAGGAUUGCAAUACGACCUACACCUAUCCGUUAAUGGAGAACGCAACCCCCUCUCCCCAAACCAACCCCUACACCAACUGCAUCUCCCCCUCCAACUCUCCCUCCCCCCUCCUCUCCUACCUGUCCCAAACAGCCCGCUACGACUACCACGACCAGGAGCUGAUGACGUCACAGAUGAUCGGCCAAUCGCUUCCCAAGGCCCAAGAGAUGUGGGGUGACAUGUCACCAAACAUGUAUCCGGAGUACUGCAACUAUGAGAACCGUUACGCCAUUCGCGCAAAUUACGCAGAAAGUUCUUUACCAGUGUUUGCGCAAGCUAGGACUAAUUUCGGGCCCAAGAUGGGCGGUCAGGGACAAAAAGUGCCGAAGGAGGCUAGGAUCAGGAGGCCCAUGAACGCCUUCAUGGUCUGGGCGAAGGUGGAAAGGAAGAAGUUGGCUGAUGAGAAUCCGGAUCUGCACAACGCGGAUCUGAGCAAGAUGUUGGGCAAAAAAUGGCGAUCUCUAACACCCCAAGACCGAAGACCAUACGUCGAAGAAGCAGAACGCCUAAGGGUUAUCCACAUGACCGAACAUCCCAACUACAAAUAUAGACCACGACGGCGGAAACACAAUAAGCAAAGAGCCACCUCCGGUACCACCGCAAGAGUCGGAACCUCCCUGCCAAGUCCUAGUCUAGCAAGCAUGUCCCCUCGCUACGCCGGCUACAUCCCAAACUCCAGCCUCUCGCCCAGCAUCUCCCAAUCCAGCAACUUCAGCGGCAUGGAAUACGCAAGCCCUGGUGCCUCCGACUUCAACCAAGACAAGAGGUACAGUCCUGAGUACCAGCAGUACAACUACGUCAGCAGCUACCAGUACGCGCAGAAAAGUCCGUAUUCGAUUCACACUCCUGAUGCAUCACCUACUCAAAGUCCUGAACCUAAGAACGCGCCCAAGACUCCUGGAAGCCCAUCGCAGGACACCAAGGACUCGAGUGAUAAGAACAGUGCUCUUCCUACACCUGAACUAUCACCUCUAGAACAUGAAAACCAGUUUGAGGAGAAACAGAGAUUAUCGAACAUCCAACAUACUAGCAACGUGGUAAACAACAUGUCGCCUAAUUUGAGUCCUGGACAUCCUAGCUAUAACCGUGUCCAGAACUACAGACAACCCAACAACGUAAAUUACACCAAUACUCACCCAGUCACCUCGGUACCAAUGCCAAAUGGUGCCAUGUAUGUUAUGUGUACCAAUAAGAGCUCAGUGGAGCAAGGACAUAUAGUGACAGGUACCUAUUUCCCUCCUGUUGCAACAAGCCAGGACCAACAACUCUUAGGUUCUAAUCAAAACACCAUGGGUCAUGUAGUGACAGCCAACAAUACUGGAAAUAUGACCUUCUACACUCCUUCAAUGUCCCAGUACUACCCUAAGGACUAUUCAUUUGACCAAGCCAACAAAGACGCGUACAACAUGGCCUUUUCGAACGCUUUGAAAAACGACAUGUUGGAAAAAAGUGAGUACCUCCAAAACUAUAAGGUACCAUCGUUGGAGGAUCAGUACGUAUCGUACCAGAGCAACAAUUUGGUGAACUACAUACCGGCAAACGAGGAACGAAGUGAUGUUGACAGUGAAGUUGACAGCCGGGAAUUCGAUAAGUACCUUAAGUUUGGCGGUAGUGAGAAUUUAAUAGACAAUAACCACAACUACCAUAGGGGCGAUCCUAACAUAAAUUCAAAUUCGACUUAUAACUUUCAAGCUCAACAUACCUCUGUGAUCCUACCUAACACGAACAUCAAGCCAGAACCAGCCUUAGCACAUUAUUCAGAUGUUUACUCUGACGGUUCUCAGAACGGCGUGAUCCCAAACAAAGACGAUGAUUUCAGUGAAAUAUUAGCAGAUGUUAGAAAAACAUGCUACAGUAAUUAGUCAAUGGUGGAGUUUAGAAUUUGUAUAUUAUUUAUUUGGAAAUGUACGCUAUCAUGAAAAUGAAAAAUUAAAACAUGAAUUUCCGUUUUGAUUGAUCUCCAGAUCAUGUUAACCGAUCUCAGUGAAUACUGUCCUAUAUUUGAGAUUGUUUGCUUCAUAUUUACUGAUAAUAAGAAUAUCCAGUGUGUGUGAGACGGCAACUGAGCAAAUAUUUAUCAAUUUCGAAUCAAGCGAUAAGGUAUGAAGAUUUAAUUUUUCAUUUUAUUUGUUUAUUCACUUGUCACACUAUUUAUUUUAGAUCAGGUGUAACGUGUUCUAUUUUGAUGUCUGUAAAAAUUGCUGUUUGCGAAAAAUUAGUUUUAUUGAACCAGUGACAAUUUUUUUUUUGGAAAUAUUUAGACGAUUUAAUUAGAGUCAUUAUAACUAAAAAUAUCACAGUGAUUGAAUCACCUAAAGUGAAGACUGGAUAUUGAAUCGUUGAUUCAAUUGAAAGAGCCUAUAUAUAUUAUUGACAAAUUGUUAAAUGUGGAGAUGUAUGUACCUUUAUGUUUAUUCUUAUAUUUAUAGAAAUGUUUGUUAAAUAGGGUAUUUCGAUUAAAGUGUGAACUAAGUUUUGUAUAAAUGAGUUUAUUGUAGAAACUUUCGUAAAAACCAAAGUCUGUACAUUGUGUAAUAUAAUAUAUUGGAAAUAUCAUUGUAAAUAAACGAUAUUUUCUAAGAAAUAUAUAUUUUCGAUUUUA